AUGGCCGUCGGCAAAGGUUUCAAGCUCUUUCAUACCCUUUUCCUAGUGAUUUCUUGGCAGUAUUGUGCAAAAGUGGGUGCCACUUUUAGUGAUGUCACCGGUGUCGUAAAUCUCGAUCAUCAAUUUUCAUUUCGUGCAUUUGCAUCACAUGACACACAAGCACAAGAUGGAAGCAUUGCUCUAACCCCGGAGGCUGCAUUAGAUGGAAGCAUUGCGCUAACUCCAGAGGCUCCAUUAGAUGGAAACAUUGCGCUAACUCCAGAGGCUCCAUUCGAUGGAAGCAUUGCUCUAACCCCGGAGGCUGCAUUCGAUGGAAGCAUUGCUCUAACCCCGGAGGCUGCAUUCGAUGGAAGCAUUGCUCUAACCCCGGAGGCUGCAUUCGAUGGAAGCAUUACUCUAACCCCUAAAGAUGAAGCAUCAAAUGGAAGAAGCAAUGCUCAAACCCCGUCGGAGACUACUGCAUCGGAUGUUAGAAGCAAUGCUCAAACCCCGCCGGAGGCUGCUGCAUCGGAUGUUAGCAGCAAUGCUCAAACCCCGCCGGAGGCUUCUCCGUCGGAUGUUAGCAGCAAUGCUCAAACCCCGCCGGAGGCUUCUCCGUCGGAUGUUAGCAGCAAUGCUCAAACCCCGCCGGAGGCUGCUCCGUCGGAUGUUAGCAGCAAUGCUCAAACCCCGCCGGAGGCUGCUCCGUCGGAUGUUAGCAGCAAUGCUCAAACCCCGCCGGAGGCUGCUCCGUCGGAUGUUAGCAGCAAUGCUCAAACCCCGCCGGAGGCUGCUCCGUCGGAUGUUAGCAGCAAUGCUCAAACCCCGCCGGAGGCUGCUCCGUCGGAUGUUAGCAGCAAUGCUCAAACCCCGCCGGAGGCUGCUCCGUCGGAUGUUAGCAGCAAUGCUCAAACCCCGCCGGAGGCUGCUCCGUCGGAUGUUAGCAGCAAUGCUCAAACCCCGCCGGAGGCUGCUCCGUCGGAUGUUAGCAGCAAUGCUCAAACCCCGCCGGAGGCUGCUCCGUCGGAUGUUAGCAGCAAUGCUCAAACCCCGCCGGAGGCUGCUCCGUCGGAUGUUAGCAGCAAUGCUCAAUCCCCGCCGGAGGCUGCUCCGUCGGAUGUUAGCAGCAAUGCUCAAACCCCGCCGGAGGCUGCUCCGUCGGAUGUUAGCAGCAUUGCUCAAACUCCGGCCAUUGCACCAAUAGGAAGCAGCAUUGCUGCUCUAACCCCGCCGGAGGCUGCGUCGGAUGGAAGCAGUAUUGCUACGUCUGAUGUUAGCAGCAUUGCUGCUCUAACCCCGGAGGCUGCGUCUGAUGUUAGCAGCAUUGCUCAAACCCCGGAGGCUGCGUCGGAUGUUAGCAGCGUUGCUCUAACCCCGGAGGCUGCAUCGGAUUUUAGCAGCAUUGCUCAAACCCCAACCAUUGCACCAAUUGGAACUGUUGCUCAAACCCCAACCAUUGCACCAAUUGGAACUGUUGCUCAAACCCCGACCAUUGCACCAAUUGGAACUGUUGCUCAAACCCCGACCAUUGCACCAAUUGGAACUGUUGCUCAAACCCCGACCAUUGCACCAAUUGGAACUGUUGCUCAAACCCCGACCAUUGCACCGAUUGGAACUGUUGCUCAAACCCCAGAGGCUGCACCGAUUGCCCCAGAGGCUGCACCGAUUGCCCCAGAGGCUGCACCGAUUGCCCCAGAGGCUGCACCGAUUGCCCCAGAGGCUGCACCGAUUGGAACUGUUGCUCAAACCCCGGAGGCUGCACCGAUUGAAACUGUUGCUCAAACCCCGGAGGCUGCACCCGAUGGAAGCAGCAUUGCUCUAACCCCGGAGGCUGCACCCGAUGGAAGCAGCAUUGCUCUAACCCCGGAGGCUGCACCCGAUGGAAGCAGCAUUGCUCUAACCCCGGAGGCUGCACCCGAUGGAAGCAGCAUUGCUCUAACCCCGGAGGCUGCACCCGAUGGAAGCAGCAUUGCUCUAACCCCGGAGGCUGCACCCGAUGGAAGCAGCAUUGCUCUAACCCCGACCAUUACACCAAUUGGAAGCGUUGCUCAAACCCCGGAAGCUGCAUCAGAUGGAAGCAGCAUUGCUCAAACCCCGGAAGCUGCAUCAGAUGGAAGCAGCAUUGCUCAAACCCCGGAAGCUGCAUCAGAUGGAAGCAGCAUUGCUCAAACCCCGGAAGCUGCAUCAGAUGGAAGCAGCAUUGCUCAAACCCCGGAAGCUGCAUCAGAUGGAAGCAGCAUUGCUCAAACCCCGGAAGCUGCAUCAGAUGGAAGCAGCAUUGCUCAAACCCCGGAAGCUGCAUCAGAUGGAAGCAGCAUUGCUCAAACCCCGGAAGCUGCAUCAGAUGGAAGCAGCAUUGCUCAAACCCCGGAAGCUGCAUCAGAUGGAAGCAGCAUUGCUCAAACCCCGGAAGCUGCAUCAGAUGGAAGCAGCAUUGCUCAAACCCCGGAAGCUGCAUCAGAUGGAAGCAGCAUUGCUCAAACCCCGGAAGCUGCAUCAGAUGGAAGCAGCAUUGCUCAAACCCCGGAAGCUGCAUCAGAUGGAAGCAGCAUUGCUCAAACCCCGGAAGCUGCAUCAGAUGGAAGCAGCAUUGCUCAAACCCCGACCAUUGCACCAAGUAGCACACAAGCUUGAGAGUAAUUGUUAAGCAUGGAUGUUUCUUUGGCUGUUAACAAAUUAAAACCUAAGCCAAACAACUAUUUUGUAGGCAAAUUCAUUAUUUCUAUAUUGUUUUUCUAAAUGGAAUGAUUUUCCUA
Molecule: messenger RNA, 2735 nt
Organism: Cucurbita pepo subsp. pepo (vegetable marrow)
Lineage: Eukaryota; Viridiplantae; Streptophyta; Magnoliopsida; Cucurbitales; Cucurbitaceae
Source: RefSeq, a predicted model, not a curated record